Papaver somniferum (opium poppy) is the source of this 1498-nucleotide messenger RNA. RefSeq names its product protein trichome birefringence-like 41. Gene Ontology annotation, cellular component: Golgi apparatus. Gene Ontology annotation, molecular function: O-acetyltransferase activity. The transcript is spliced from 5 exons. Lineage: Eukaryota; Viridiplantae; Streptophyta; Magnoliopsida; Ranunculales; Papaveraceae. Bases 154 to 1293 code for a protein of 379 amino acids. The record is from RefSeq and is a predicted model, not a curated record.
CUUUAUAUGAAGAUAAAACAAACAGUAAUAAAUUGCCAUUACUUUAUAAUUAAUAAUAACACCUUUACACUUCUUCUUCAAUUCCAUACUCUCUCUUUCUCUCUGUUUUCUCUCUGAAAACUCUGUUUUCCUGAGAGAGAGAGGGAGGGAGAGAUGUAUUCAUUUUCAUCUUCUUCUUCACCAUUUUCAGUUCUUCGGCUUAUUAUCUUCAUACAAAUCUGCAUAUGUCUGUUAAAUCAGCAUUCAGUUGCUAUUACUGAUGUUGAAAAUAGACAUCAAUUGUUGUCUGUUAAAAAUGUAAGCAGAUCUCAAUCCUCUAAGGGUAAUUGUGAUUUCUUCACAGGUUCUUGGGUUUUCGAUAAUACGUAUCCUCUUUAUGAUGCAUCGAAAUGUCCGUUGAUCGAACGUGAAUAUAGUUGUCGGCACAAUGGUAGACCUGACAGCCAGUACGAAAAGUAUAGAUGGAAGCCUCAAGGUUGUGAAUUGGUCAGGUUUGAUGGUAAAGAUUUCUUGAAGAGAUUCAGAGGGAAAUCAAUCUUGUUUGUUGGGGAUUCUCUGAGUAAAAAUCAGUAUGAAUCACUAAUUUGCUUGCUUCAUUCUUCGGUACCAAAUGCUACUUACACUAUGGUCAGAACAGCAUCCCUCUCCACAUUCAAAAUCAGCGAAUAUGAGAUUACUGUAAUGCUCCAACGCAAUGUCUACCUCGUUGAUGUCGUAAGCGAAAAGAUCGGCCGAGUUCUAAAACUUGACUCACUUGAAAGUAGCAAGGCAUGGAUGGGAGUCGACACGUUAAUCUUCAACACAUGGCAUUGGUGGAAUCGUAGAGGCACUACACAACCGUGGGAUUACAUUCAAGAGGGAACUAAAAUAUACAAAGACAUGGAUCGUCUGAUUGCUUUCAAGAAAGCAUUAACCACUUGGGGUAAAUGGGUUGAUGCCAAUGUUGAUCCUACAAAAACCAAAGUCUUCUACCAAGGGGUAUCUCCAUCUCAUUACAAUGGAAGUGAUUGGAGUGAGCCGCGUUUGAAGAAUUGUUUACUAGAGAAGGAACCUAUAAAAGGUUCUACAUACCUGGGAGGUACUCUGCAGUCGGUACACGCAAUGAAAGACGUCCUGAAAACAAUAAGAAAGCCAGUGUAUUUGCUGGAUAUAACCACUCUUUCUCAGUUGAGAAAAGAUGGGCACCCAUCUAUGUACGGUUUUGGUGGUCCAAAAGCAAUGGAUUGCAGUCAUUGGUGCCUUGCUGGUGUUCCUGAUACUUGGAACCAGAUCCUAUAUAAUGCUAUUCUUUGAAGAGAAAAUAAAGAAUAAUAAUUGAAAAAAUAAAUUCAGAGAUUCUUUCACCAUCUAUAAGAUUCUCCGAUUCUUGCACAAUCUUUCCUGAUACUUGGAACAUUUGUAAGCUUUUCACAUUAUUACUCCCAUUUUACUACCACCACCCGUGUUAAGAAUCUUGUCCUUUAAAUAAUGGAUGACAUUGUAAUGUCAAGUGAACUGA